Messenger RNA from Hydra vulgaris (swiftwater hydra), 2330 nucleotides. RefSeq names its product protein boule-like. Gene Ontology annotation, biological process: positive regulation of translational initiation; 3'-UTR-mediated mRNA stabilization. The record is from RefSeq and is a predicted model, not a curated record. Lineage: Eukaryota; Metazoa; Cnidaria; Hydrozoa; Anthoathecata; Hydridae. Gene Ontology annotation, cellular component: cytoplasm. Gene Ontology annotation, molecular function: translation activator activity; mRNA 3'-UTR binding.
GCGCUAAUUCGAAUCUCUUGAGACGCAUUAAACUAAAUUUAAUUGCUUAAAAUGAAUUCAUACAUUGUGUACCUUACAAAUGGUUUUAUUAAUUUAAUGGAAGUUUAGUAAAAUACUGUUAGAUAAGAAGCUUUAUUUAGCUAACUGUAUUCACAUUUCGAUUUUAAUAUUUUUUGAAAUGGCCGACGUUGUGAAAUACGGAAUUCAAAUUGCCAAUCGAGUUUUUGUUGGAGGAGUUGCCUUUGAUACAAAGGAAGAGGAACUAAAAGAUUUUUUUUCGCAGUAUGGUAAAGUAAAAGAAUGCAAAAUUAUUAAAGACAAUCAAAGCAUUAGUCGUGGUUUUGCAUUUGUCACAUUCGAAUGUAAACAAGAUGCAGUAAAAACUCAACAGCUGGGAACAGUGUUUUUCAAUCAAAAGAAAUUGAACUUGGGUCCAGCAAUCCGACAAAAGGGGGUUGUGUUUAAUGGAACAAAAGAAGUAGAGAAUGAGCCUGUUUUGUCAACUGGUGUUUACAUUCAUCCAAGUGGUUAUUCAUAUACAGUAGCUCCAAAUGGUGUAUGGUAUUUUCACAAUUCUGAUGGUAAACCACCAACACGUGUGCCUGGUUCACCUCCAAUGGCAUAUGCACCUAAUAUUCUGCAGCGUAGAAGAAGUUCCAAUAGUCAAACUGAACAAACAAUCUUGCUGAGGCAGCGGCAAACACCAGGUGAAUGUUGCUCAUCUCCUACUUGCGAGUCUUUGUCUCCUACAUCGGUUAACUCUUCUCCAGAUGUAAGCUUGCCUAUUUUUCAUGGUGCUCCAUCAGCAGAAGUUCAACCUAUUCUGCAUAAUCGUCAAGUCAUUCAGCCAACUAUUUUUCCUCCUCAACAUGAGUAUGUCCAACAAACACCAUUUGUAAAUCCUGGCCUUCAAUUUGCAUUUCAAAGUAUGUCUAUCUCAUCUCCACCAUCUUGUGCUCAAGGGUUAACUGGGAAUGAGACAGUUCAUCAAAUACACCCUCCUCCCCUGACUUCUUUUCAUGGAUUUAAUGGAACUUCGUCAACUCACAUUAGCGAAAUGUAUUUACCAUAUUACCAGAAUAAGAUAUUGCCUGGAAACAUUUCAGUAAAUAACGUUAACAAUCCACAGCAGAUUCAUCCAUUACACUAUCACUAUAAUUUUCCAGUUCAGAAAACUGAAUGCUACAUGGUGCCUCCUAUAUGUAUAAACCCCAUCAAAGAUACAUUCUUAUAUCCUUUGUGUGCUGAUCAAUCUUUGCCCUUUUUUUUUGCUCCUAAUGAAGUGAAUUCUUUUAACAAUGGUGGUUGCUAUAAGCGAAAGUACAAUAAAGAGUCUUUUGACAAUGGAAACAAUUUAAAUCGUAUAUCAGUUUAAUAAAUUUAUUUUAAAGAUAUUUUUCAGACCAUUUUUGAGUGAUUGGAAAGAUUUAAAAUAUAUGUUUCGUAUUAUAAUUUAUAAUAAAUUGCUUAAACAAGUUAUUUAUCAUCUUCACUAUCUUUUAAAUAUGAUUUUAAAAUAAAAAAUUAAUUUACUAUAAUUUUCAUCUUGUCUUUUGGUGACAUUAACUCACUGUUAGAAUUUUUUAAAUAAAAUAUUUUAGUAACGUUUGUUAAUUGCUAAGUUAUAAAAACAGCUGCCAUAGCUAUAGCAGUAUUUAUUAAGCUUUCUUUUUUUACUUAGAAAAAAAGAUAAAAUCGUUAUUUAAUAACUUAUUUUAGUUUUUUUUUUUUUCUUGUUAUUUAUUUUUAGUGAUAGUUAUUUUUAUUUAAAGUGUUUAUUUUUAUUUUUCAUUUUUAAAUCAAAACAGAUAUAGUUAAACUUAAGUUACAUAUUUACAAGAUUUGUUACCUGAGAAUAUAAAUAUAAAUACAAUUGUACUGUAAUUUGAAAAUUCACAAUACAUAUUUUGUAUUGUAUGAUAAUAAAUUUUUCAUAACAAUAAUUAUAUUCUCAUGUGGACAUUUUUUUUUUUUUUUAUAGUGAAUAUAGUUAUUAACUUUUUUAUCGAGUAAAAAGCCUUUCAUUUAAUUUGCUAUAGUUUCAUUUUCUAAUCAAAUUUAAUAUUUAAUUUAGACUUUAACUAUAAAAAAUAUAUAUUGCUGUUUUUUUCUGUUGGACAAAAAAAGUUAUAUAUUGAAAUUAUUUUUUAUAUAUUUAAAAAUAUUUUGCAAUAUUAAAUUAUAAAUGUAACAAAAAAAAAAGAAAUGCUUUUUAGAGAAUAAUUGAGCAAGUGGUUUAUUUUUUGAAAACGAGUAAUGCUACAUUUUUGAAUUUUAUUGUAAUUGUCUUAAAAAAUUAUACCUAAACCUAAAUAAAGAUAAUUAAAUUC